Molecule: messenger RNA, 648 nt
Organism: Penicillium macrosclerotiorum
Lineage: Eukaryota; Fungi; Ascomycota; Eurotiomycetes; Eurotiales; Aspergillaceae
Product: Bromodomain associated domain protein
Exons: 1
Coding region: 1-648 (215 amino acids)
Molecular function (GO): protein heterodimerization activity
Source: RefSeq, a predicted model, not a curated record
AUGUCUGGACACAAUCUUCACAUCGCGCUUUUGCGACCUCCCAUCAUCCAGAUUCUACGAGCUCAGGGCUUUCACUCUACGCGACCAUCUGUUCUGGAAUCUCUUGCAGACCUGACCGGACGGUACUUGAUGAUUCUCGCUUCGGCCACAGCCUCUCACGCCGCGAACGCGCACCCCGAAGAUCCAUCGCCUGUCCUUGAAGAUGUUUACCAAGCACUACAGGACGCUGGCGCUCUCCGACCACAACUACGAGAAUGGGAAGAAGACUGGGACAAUGAAGAAGACCUGCGCGGCCUGGAGUCGCUUCUUGGGUGGAUCACCGGACCUGCACACCGUGAGAUCCGUCGCAUUGCAGGAUUUGUUCCCAGCGAAGGCGACAUGGUCGACCCCGAUGCAAUCCAGAAGGAGGAUUAUUUGACAGCUCUGAAGAAGAAGCACAGCAAAACUGGCGAAGAGUCACGAUACGCUGGUACGGUGCUAGGAAAGAGUGGAGAGGAACACCCUGUUAUCCUAGAGGGCGGCGCUCCCAGUAUCCGUGAAUGGGGGGCUCAAGUCCGAUCGCGUGUGCCACCUAGCCCUGGCAGCGAUACAUCCGGCGUCAGCAGUGCGCCAAGCCAUUUGUCAGACGAAGAUGCCAUGGAAAUGUGA